Carya illinoinensis is the source of this 1640-nucleotide messenger RNA. RefSeq lists its product as uncharacterized. The coding region runs from base 288 to 1442 and encodes 384 amino acids. NCBI's taxonomy places the organism in Eukaryota, Viridiplantae, Streptophyta, Magnoliopsida, Fagales, Juglandaceae. The transcript has 15 exons. The record is from RefSeq and is a predicted model, not a curated record.
GUGACUAGUCCCGGAUCCAUAAGAAUACCACGACAUGCAAAGUCACUUCCCUCUCCCCCUACCUCCUCCUGAAAACGCGACGUUUCUCUCUCAAUCUCCAUCGUCUAUCGACUCUCUCUGUCUCUGUUAGUGAUUCUAGCUCAUGAUUGUCGGGGCUUCAAGCUUCAAGUUUGUUAUGAGAACUAAAUAGAAGCCUUGGUUGGCUAUGAAGCCAUUACAAUCAUGGAGAUGGCUAUUGAGAAAACAGAAUGCCUUCUUUGAUGGGCUAGGGAAAAUGUGGAUUCAAGAUGAGACAGAUGCUGUUUAUGGGACUUGUGUGUGCAGUUACACUGUUGGUUGUGUACAGAAUCACAAAUUAUCAGUAUCAGCAGACAGAGAUGGACAAGGAAUUGCCUCGUUUCGAAACUAUAAAGGAAUCUCAUUUGGGAUCCAGAUAUUUGUUGGACGGUUUGCCUAGUGGUAUAAUGCAAGCUAGGUCGGAUUUGGAGCUAAGGCCGCUGUGGUCAAGUAGUAGUUCACGGUCAGAUGUUAGAGAUUCUGAUCCUAAAGUCAAUGGUUUUAGCAAUCAUAACUUGCUCGCAAUGCCAGUUGGUAUCAAGCAAAAGCAGAACGUGGAUGCUAUUGUUCAAAAGUUUCUUCCAGAGAAUUUUUCGAUUAUUCUAUUCCAUUAUGAUGGCAAUAUGGAUGGGUGGGGGGAUCUUGACUGGAGUAACAAGGCCAUACACAUAGUUGCUCAGAACCAAACAAAGUGGUGGUUUGCAAAGCGCUUUCUACAUCCUGAUGUGGUCUCCAUUUAUGAUUAUAUAUUUCUUUGGGAUGAAGAUUUGGGGGUCAAGCAUUUUAACCCUGGAAGGUACCUGGAUAUUGCGAAAAGAGAAGGACUCGAGAUAUCUCAGCCAGCUCUGGACCCAAAUUCAACAGAUAUACAUCAUAGAAUUACUGUUCGUGCCAGGAAAAAGAAGUUUCAUAGGAGAGUCUAUGAACGUAGAGGUAGUGUGAAGUGUUCUGAUUCCAGUGAGGGGCCACCAUGCACUGGAUUUGUUGAAGGCAUGGCUCCAGUGUUUUCAAGAUCUGCUUGGCAUUGCACAUGGCAUCUUAUACAGAAUGAUCUUGUCCAUGGAUGGGGAAUGGAUAUGAAACUUGGCUAUUGUGCACAGGGGGACCGCAGAUGGAAUGUGGGAGUCGUUGAUAGUGAAUACAUUGUUCAUAAAGGCAUACAAACAUUGGGUGGAAGGGGAAUGCCUACAAAAAAGAGACAUGGUGCUUCAGCUUUUGAUAUGCGAACCGAGAUUAGGAGGCAAUCAACAUGGGAACAUAAAGUAUUUAAAGAGCGUUGGAAUCAAGCCGUUGAGGAAGAUAAGAGCUGGGUUGAUCCACUUAAGAGAUAUAAAAUACCUAGAAAUAGAAAAAUUAGGCGACACUCUCGUCUAAAUUCUUCAUAAUUUAGUUGUUGUAGCGGUUACCGAAUUCUCAUAUUUAUUCAUUAUUUGAACAACCACAGUAUUUGUUCUUAGAAUCCAGGUUUGUCUUUUAUAUCUAUUCAUCCUUUUGGUGUAAUUAAUAAUAGAAAAAUUCUAAACAUAUGAUUUUGUUGUUUUACCUUCUAUUUAAAUACAUAUUUCAUUUCCUCAUUUCUUACA